Messenger RNA from Linum tenue, 228 nucleotides. The record is from the annotation of a GenBank genome assembly. NCBI's taxonomy places the organism in Eukaryota, Viridiplantae, Streptophyta, Magnoliopsida, Malpighiales, Linaceae.
AUGGCCAAGUCUUCUACACUAUGCUUCUUGUUCUUCCUUCUGUUCAUCGUCUCAUUAGGUAAACUUCUUACAAUAACGGAAGCUAAAAACUGCUUAAUGACUUGGGAUUGCACCACCGUGGAGCGCUGCUGGGAUGACUGCAAGAGCCGCUACGGCGGCAAAGGACUUUGUGACCUUAUCCCUACUCCUUUUGUUCCUAAGCAAUGCCUUUGCUCUUAUAAAUGUUGA